AUGCCUGGCCACAACAAGGUGACUUGCCCCUCAACAAAUAAGCCAGUUAAGCUCAAGGUGAAAAGACCAAAGAUAACCAAGAAUACACAGGAAUUUGUAUUUGAAGGGUCGGUGAAUGGUGGUGCAGUAGGGGUGCAAGGAUCAGUUAACAGUGUUGUAGGUGGUAUACAUGGAGGUGAAGGUGGUGUGCAUGGUGGUGAAGGUGGUGGAGUGCAUGGUGUGAAAGCAAGAGUAGUGGGGGUUGCAGUUAGAACAAGAAAGCAUUCUGAGAGAAUUUUGAAAACCAGACUUGCAAAAGCAGUGUAUGGGAAAAAUGGUGAAGGCAGCUCAAGAACAAAUGCAGUGGAUACAGAUUAG
Lactuca virosa is the source of this 357-nucleotide messenger RNA. The record is from the annotation of a GenBank genome assembly. Lineage: Eukaryota; Viridiplantae; Streptophyta; Magnoliopsida; Asterales; Asteraceae.